UCUGACGCCCACUUUCAGCGCAGAGGCUGCUGGGAAGAAAGGUCAAGAAUCGCUGGCAGUGGAGGCAAGGAUUAAACGUUACGGCUGCAAGGAAGAUGAUCGCUUAAAUACAACUAAUGCUACCGGGGGAAAAAAGCUACUUUUAUUUCCAAAUGAGUCAUGACUCAACUGUAAUACAGAAAACAUCACAACCAGCCAUCGUCCGUGUUUGCAGCCGCAGUUAUCCGCUCGGCUGCAUUGUUAUUGUUUUCGCUUCACUAGACGAACAUAACACGCUGUUACUCGAGGUCCCCCAGCCGCGGCGGGGGCCCGGACCGCCUGAGUGAUGUUGUGUUGUUCACCGAGAGAAGAUGGAUGAGAAGUCCAGCGGCGGCAGCAGCCACCACCGGCUCCUGAUCGUCCUGCUCAUGGUGCUGCUCUUCGGCGUCAUAAUGGUCCAGUACGUGUGUCCGAGCAGGAACGAGUGCCAGACGCUGCACCAGCUGGGCUCGUGGUUUAAGGACGGAGGGGCAACUGGUUCAAGGAGCAGUGGCAACGACAUCCACGACGGGCUCCAGAGGGACCCGUAUAUCGCAGAAGAUGGCGCUCUGGUCCGCUUUGUCCCUCGCUUCAAUUUCACCAAGGUCGAUUUAAACCGUGUUGUGGACUUCAACAUCAAAGGAGAUGAUGUGAUUGUGUUUCUGCACAUUCAGAAAACCGGUGGCACCACGUUUGGUCGACACCUGGUGCGAAAUAUUCAGCUCGAGAGGCCCUGCGAGUGUCACGCGGGUCAGAAGAAAUGUACCUGUUUCCGGCCAGGUAAAAAGGAAACCUGGCUGUUCUCCCGGUUCUCCACCGGCUGGAGCUGCGGGCUCCACGCGGACUGGACCGAGCUGACCAGAUGCGUCCCGUCACGCAUGGACUCUCGAGAGGCUCCUGUUGACCUGCCCAGUAGGAACUAUUACUACAUAACCAUCUUAAGAGACCCAGUAUCACGCUACCUGAGCGAGUGGCGUCACGUGCAACGUGGUGCUACAUGGAGGGCCUCCUUACAUGUGUGUGAUGGACGUUCACCAACGCUAUCUGAGCUGCCGAGCUGUUAUUCAGGAGACGACUGGUCGGGUUGCUCCCUGCAGGAGUUCAUGGACUGCCCCUACAACCUGGCCAACAACCGACAAACUCGCAUGCUGGCUGAUCUCAGCCUGGUGGGUUGCUACAACGUCUCCACCAUGAGUGAGGAAGAACGCUGGGCAGUGCUCCUGGAGAGCGCCAAACGCAACUUACGUGGGAUGGCCUUCUUCGGGCUGACAGAGUACCAGCGUAAGACCCAGUAUCUGUUUGAGCGUACCUUCAACCUGGAGUUCAUCGCACCCUUCACACAGCUCAACGGCACACGGGCCUCCGGUGUCGAGGUCCCCAACGAGACCCAACACAGAAUCCUCCAGCUGAACCGAUGGGACGUGGAGCUCUACGAGUAUGCUCGUGACCUCUUCCUGCAGCGCUUCCAGGUGGCGAGGCAGCAGGAGCGCAGGCAGGCCAGGGCGAGGCGGCAGCAGGAGAGGAGGCGGCUCCGUGGCAGGCUCGCGACAAAGCAGGGGAGGCAGCUGAAGCCCACAGAUGCCCCCCAUCACCCUCUGAGCCACUCAGUAAUAACUGAGGAGCAGAUGAGGGGAAAGGCUGGUGGAGACGGUGAGGAGUCAGAAGUGCUGCUCCCAGACUGGUGGGAUCUGGAUGAGAACGGCACCAUGGAGGACUACAUGGACAAUGUGGAGCAGUGGUAGCGAGUGACUGGAACAAGCAGCAGGAUGUCUUAAUACUAAGUGUGCCAUGUUCUGCCUUGUCUGUUCAUUAAUCAAAGUUAUUUUUAGUAUAUGCCUUCCACUAAAUUGUCUUUUUUUUUUUCUUAACAUGAACCAUUGACACACAUUUAUUUAUUGAUACUGAAUGUAUUUCUUUGCCACAACUGAUAUGAAUAAUUAAUACAUUUGUUUGACAUUAAGAGAGGCUGGUUUAGGUAACUGCAAUGCUUUACUAUCCAGUGAUCAAACAAGCCUUCUAGAUUAUUCUUCUGUCUUUUAAACACAUCUGAACUCUUGAGAUGUAGCUUCGAGUGAGGUUUUUUUUUUUUUUGUUAAAAAGAACAAUUUAAUACUUGUAUCUUUAAAUAAUAUGCUACUGUUUGUGAUAUACAAUCUAUAUGUUUGCCAAAAUGUUGUCCUGUCUGAAAUGCAUACAUUUUACAAUGUACCUGUGUUUUUAUGUGUCCUAUAAGUAACAUAAAAAAGAGAAAGGCAUUUUCAUAGAUACCUCAUUGUGUAGCAUUAACUGCUCAUUUGUAAAAUUACU
Messenger RNA from Anoplopoma fimbria (sablefish), 2325 nucleotides. RefSeq names its product heparan sulfate 6-O-sulfotransferase 2 (gene hs6st2). NCBI's taxonomy places the organism in Eukaryota, Metazoa, Chordata, Actinopteri, Perciformes, Anoplopomatidae. Gene Ontology annotation, molecular function: heparan sulfate 6-sulfotransferase activity. The record is from RefSeq and is a predicted model, not a curated record. The coding region runs from base 351 to 1760 and encodes 469 amino acids. Gene Ontology annotation, cellular component: membrane. The transcript is spliced from 2 exons.